Molecule: messenger RNA, 609 nt
Organism: Saccharomycodes ludwigii
Lineage: Eukaryota; Fungi; Ascomycota; Saccharomycetes; Saccharomycodales; Saccharomycodaceae
Gene: ATG29
Product: Atg29p
Exons: 2
Coding region: 1-609 (202 amino acids)
Biological process (GO): autophagosome assembly
Cellular component (GO): phagophore assembly site
Source: RefSeq, a predicted model, not a curated record
AUGAAUGGCAAGAAUACUGUUGUGUAUAUAAAAGUUCAUGGAAGAAACAGAGAUGGGUUUAUUGACCCACCAAAUUUUGAAUGGACCAAAGGUAGCGAAGAUUUAUUGUGGUUGGAAAUCUCACGUAUGCAAGAAAAAAAUAUCAUUAAUUGGGACAAUUUGGCCAAAAAAUUCAAUGUACCCAGAUAUUUUAUAGAAAACAGGGUAUACGCCCUUUUGUCAAGGCAAAUGCAUAUGUUAGAUAUUGUGAAUAGUAAUACCAAGAAUAAUACUAUUGUUAACAAAAGUAACGAAGAUGUCAACAGUGUCAAUGAUAAUAAUAAUAAUAAUAAUAAUAAUAAUAAUAAUAAUAAUAAUAAUAAUAAUAAUGUUGUAGAACAUUUACAGACUUCUAAAAUAUUAAGGUUAAACGUAGAUUCGUCUAACUCAACGACAGAUGUCAAUAAUACAAAUUUUUUGAAGAAUAAUAAUCAUGAUCAGAAAAACACUUUUGUUAAUGGUCAUGACAACAAAUAUGACGACGAUGACGACGACGAUGAUAAUUUAUCAAAUCUUAGUGUUAGUAAAUCAGCAUUAGAAGAAGCCUUGUUGGAUAAGUUACAGCUUUAA